Platichthys flesus (European flounder) is the source of this 4534-nucleotide messenger RNA. It is a transcript of the gene flvcr1, whose product is annotated as FLVCR choline and heme transporter 1. Gene Ontology annotation, molecular function: heme transmembrane transporter activity; heme binding. The record is from RefSeq and is a predicted model, not a curated record. The transcript is spliced from 10 exons. Lineage: Eukaryota; Metazoa; Chordata; Actinopteri; Pleuronectiformes; Pleuronectidae. Bases 227 to 1927 code for a protein of 566 amino acids. Gene Ontology annotation, biological process: mitochondrial transport; erythrocyte differentiation; transmembrane transport. Gene Ontology annotation, cellular component: membrane; mitochondrion.
GCAGCGUGCGUGUUGAACGGAGCCGGUCGGUGUGAAGAAGUCUCCGGACCCGGUGUGAAGAAGUCCCCGGACCCGGUGUGAAGAAGUCCCCGGAGCGGACCGUGGUUGUGAUUCCUCUCCGGUGUGAGUCCGGUUCCUGUUUCACUUCAUCUCCGUCUCCAUCGGAUGAAGAAGCCGCUCCGCGCCGCCUCUUCUGCGGGGGAGGAAGACGCCCCGAGCAGACACCAUGGUCGCCGGUGAGCUGGUGCAGGAGCAUGUUCGCGCGGACCCGGGAGCACCGGACGACAUCACGAUCCCCAGGAGGAGUCCGGAGCUCCCGGGGGGCGCCGCGGCCGAGCGACACGCGGAGCCCACUAACGAAGCGGUGAGGACGGGCGGGGGAAGGGAGGGAGCAGCCGACCCCGCUCAGGAGGAGGAGAAGCAGGAGGAGAAGCUGGAGGAGAAGGGGUCGGAGGAGAAGGAGGCUCCGCCGGAUGAGAGCGAGGCGAUGCUGCCGAGCGGAUGCUCAGGGGAGGCGGCGAAGAGCCGGGACACGCAGCUGUUCGCGCGGCGGUUCGCGGUGCUCGCCGUGUUCAGCCUGUACUCGCUGGUGAACGCCUUCCAGUGGAUCCAGUACAGCAUCCUCACCAACGUGUUCACGCGCUUCUACGGGGUGUCCAACGACAAGGUGGACUGGCUCUCCAUCGUCUACAUGGUGGCCUACGUGCCGCUCAUCCUCCCGGCCACCUGGCUGCUGGACCGGCGGGGGCUGCGGCUCACGGCCCUGCUCGGCGCGGGCCUCAACUGCGCCGGCGCCUGGCUGAAGUGCGCCAGCGUCGGCCCCGGGCUGUUCGGAGUCACCGUCACCGCGCAGGUCAUCUGCUCCGUGGCGCAGGUGUUCAUCCUCGGCCUGCCGUCCCGCAUCGCCUCGGUGUGGUUCGGUCCCCGGGAGGUGUCCACCGCGUGCGCCACGGCCGUGCUCGGGAACCAGCUGGGGACGGCCAUAGGCUUCCUGUUGCCUCCAGUGUUAGUUCCCAACACACCUGACGACCUUGAGCUGAUGGGUCAUAACAUCAGCGUCAUGUUCUACGGUACCGCCGCUCUCUCCACGGGCCUCUUCCUGCUCACAGUAAUAGUGAUAAAGGACCGCCCCCCCCUCCCACCCAGCCCGGCCCAGGCUGUUCUACCAGACUCUCCCACUGAGGAUUACUCCUACAAACAGUCCAUCCUCAACCUGGUCCAGAACAAAGCCUUCAUCCUGCUGCUCAUCAGCUACGGUAUAAUGACGGGCUCCUUCUACUCCGUCUCAACUCUCCUCAACCAGAUGAUCAUGACCUUCUACGAGAACCAGGAGUUGAACGCUGGGAGGAUUGGUUUGACUCUAGUCGUCGCUGGGAUGGUCGGAUCCAUCCUCUGUGGCCUGUGGCUGGACCACACAAAGACAUACAAGAUGACGACUCUGAUCGUGUACGUCCUGUCAUUUGCGGGCAUGGUGGUCUUCACCUUCACCCUGGACCUCGACAGCAUCUACCUGGUCUUCUUCACGGCUGGAGUCCUGGGCUUCUUCAUGACGGGGUACCUGCCUCUGGGCUUCGAGUUCGGAGUGGAGAUCACGUACCCGGAGCCGGAGGGAACAUCGUCAGGACUCCUCAACGCCUUCGCUCAGAUUUUCGGGAUCAUUUUCACUCUGAUUCAGGGCAAACUGAUGACAGAUUACAAUCCUCGAGCUGGAAACCUCUUCCUCUGCGCUUGGAUCUUCCUCGGAAUACUACUUACUGCCUUGAUUAAGUCAGAACUCAAAAGACACAAUGUCAACAUGGGUGCAGACUGCGGAGACCUACAAGCAGUCCCUAGUGAGUGUCCCGAGGAGAAGACGGUUCUCGACAAGAAAACCAACGGAGUCAGUCUGGCUUCCUCCAUCAGCUUCUCCCAUGAAACAUCAGUGUGACGCUGCCAAGUCCCUGAAUCACCGGUCGAACCCGAAGGCCUCCCCGCUGCCCUGGGAUACAGAACCAGAGGGAGUCGGUGGAACCCUCGACCCAAAUGUAGCUCCUCUGCAGAGGGAUCCACGUCCCUCAUGCCCCCAGUCACCGGCAUGGUGAAAGAAGCGAAAGAAGCCGCCUGCAGAAGAAGCUCCUCUGCACUUUAUCUGUGUUGUACUUUGUGAUUCUGGCGCUUUGCAAACCUGCCCUCGAUGGAAAACAGACUCCAGAGUAAUCACAGUGGUUUCUCUGGUCGGAGUCUGCAGGUCACUGGGAGGAGGAGACAGUGAGCAGCUUUAGGUUUGUCCCGCGGCCUCGGCCAACAUUUCCUGAUUUUACUUGAAUUACCCCCGGAUGCUGUGGACUGCAGCAGUGAGACGCACUGUACAUGUUGUGAUGUCAUCGCUUGUUUCUCCUCGUGCGACAGUGGUUGUGUUGGGAAUCCUGUGUGAAGCUGCUCUGAUUUGAAGCUGCUUCAGAUUUCAAAGUGAAUCGAGUUUUUUAAUCUACGAGGAUGAAAAAAAAAAAGAAGAAACUCCAGCCAGGACAGACGGACAGUGAAUCUUUUAAUGUCCAGUCAAGGUUGAUCUAAAUUUGGAUUCAGAUUUCAGGAGCGUGUCCUUGAUCCUUUUUCUCUCUUUCCACCUUUAUUCACUCGUCAUCACACAGUGAGCGAGGGAAUGGAGGGGCGAUGAAGGAAGGUGGAAAAACAACAAAAAGGAAAUCUGUUUUCGUAAUCGUUCCGACAAACAAAGAAAACAACCGAUAAACAGACCAAUGGACAUUUGCUAAAUUCUGGGGUCAGCUUUAAUUUAUUUGUGAACAGAUUUCUUUGAUCAUCAAAGUCGUCACAUCAAAGAGUUCAGUGACACCUUGAAGGAAAUGACAGACUUGUUCUGGUGGACCAGACUGAAUGUGAGCACGUCCCGAGUUCGGCGCACAACAGGAAAAUAAACGCACAACUUCAAAGUUUUUAAUCGUUUUAAUGCACAAUCUGAAAUGUUUUGGUUGUUUUUGGUGUCGACUCCGGUUGGUAGUUGUUCCUCUGAGAAGCUGAAGGUUUGAAGAUGAUGUGGAGAUAGAAGAACAGCGCCCUCUUGUGGGUUAGUAGUAACACAGCGAGCAGAGCAGAUAGGGGGAAGCACAAUCGUGUGACAAGAAGGAAAUGAUUAUUUAUAUUUAUACAUCCACCUCUGUUGUUUUGUUUUUCUUUAGUCACAUGUAAAAAACUGACUUAUAGAAGAAAUCUGCUUUUCUUUACUGUCUUAAUCCAUUUCUGAAGCAAGUAUUUUCCUUUUUCAACUUUUGUCUGUGCAGCUUGAGAACACACAUGAAACCUGUGUUCACCUGGUGCUGACAAUUUUAAACCACGUCUGCUUUAGGUUUGGUCCUUUUCUUCAACUCUCUCCUAAAGGUUGAAAGUAACUGAAAACUUCACAACUCAGACUGAAGACAUAACGUUUAAAUAACUGAAGAUGCAGCACUAUGGUUUCAAACAAGACAUUGUUGAACUUCCAGCAGUUCAUCAGGUUUAAUGUAGUCGACCUGCGACAAUGUUAAAGUAGAACUUACAUUAAUGACAACCCAAUAAUAGAAUAUAAUUCACUUUAGGUUUUUCUGAAAUGUUCUGUUUGAUACUUUGAUUAGUUUUUGAUUCUUUCUAAUACUUUACUUUCUUUUUUAUUUUUGUUAAAUUUUGAAUGUAUGACCUUUAAUGGUUUGAGCAAUUUUUACUUCAAGUGUCAGGAAGUGACAUCAGACAAUGUCUCAACGAGGAGGUUCACCAGGUUAUUUAUUGUCAAGACUAAAAAACGUCUACAUAUAUCACAUUUAAUCAUCACAGGAACUGUCCUUGUGUCUCUGGUCUCUUACAUGUCUGAGAAUAGCAGAAAGGCUGUUGACUCAUUUUGCCGCAACCCUUUGUGUUUCUCAACGUGUUGAAACAUGUGUAUUGUGUAGACACCUCACUCUCACUUCUCCUUUGUUUGAAACUAAUUGUUUGGUUCCUUUUCAGUAUAGUUUGUGUUAAUGAUAUAUUUGUUUCUGCUCUGUAGAUUGUAGUGGACGAUAAUCUGAAAUUUCCUUGUUCAAUCAAUUUUUUUAUCACACGUGUGUCUUUUUUGUAAAAUGCUUUCUUUUUUUUGUCAAGUUUAGAUAUUUAUUAAUCUGUGAAUAAACUGUAGCAAGCAGCACUGAGAUUUAAUUACAAAUGCUUCUGUGGUCUGAUUAAUGACAAAUGUUUUGCUAUUUGUAUUUAUAAACGUCUUCAGUCUCAUGUUUGGAUCUGAUUACCUCCAUCUGGUCUCCCACGUUUCUCCAUACGACCAGAAAAGGAGAAAGAAAUGUGACGUAGAGGUUCUGUGUCGUCUGCUGACACUAUUCAUGAUUCUGGUGACUUUUAAUACACAUCUUCUCUGUUAAUCAUCUGGCCGCAUGACGGUGAAUGUGACAGUGAGUCCGAAAAAUAAAAAAUGAAGGAACACGUCAGUGUUUUUUGUGGUUUCUAGACAACAAUGAAAACAGAGCAAUAAGGUGAAGGAGGAUUUUGAUACGCACACAAUCUGUUGUGACGA